CUAAUAGGAAAAGGCUUAGUUUGUUUUCUUCAGUUGGAGUGUGUUGGGGAACUGAAUUUGAAGAAGAUGGAACGCAGGCAGAAUCAAACUCCGCAAGGCCAAAUAGCUAGGGUUUUGGUUGAAUUUUUGGAGGUGGCUAUUACCGCUGUUGUUUUUCUCAAUGGGGUUUAUCCUUCUGUUUUCAUUAUUUGAGUUUGUAUGUGCAAAAGGUGCCUUCGAACGGAGAAGGUAUAGGAAUGUGGUGAUUCAAAGGGCACGCCAUCCUCAACUUAGAUAUUACAUACAUGCUACUGUUACUGGGCUUCUACCAUUUGUACAAAAGGGAAUGGUGGAGAGAGUAGCUGUUGUUUUCUUCAAUGCUGACAAUGUUCCAUUGGAGAAAUUUGUAUUCAAGCUUGCAGUGAACCAAGCUUAUGGUUCAGAGGUGGAAGAGGUUGAUCUUGAGAUCUCUCUCAGAUCAUUUCUGAUAAAACUGUCAAACUCAGAAUCUCUUUCUAAAGGGCUGCCUCCUGAUUGCAGGUGGGAGAUUACUGCUUAUUUUCGAUCCCUACCCGAGACCGGUACAAGCAAAGAAGCAGAGUUGUGGAUCCCAACUGACACAAAACAGUGGCAGCAGCCUCCACUUAUAACCCCUAUCAAAUCAAUGAGUAGUGAACCUCUGUGUUUGCAAUUGUACUUGGAGCAUCCAAGUUUAUCAGAAUCAUUGCUUUGAGAAUAUAUAAACAUUUGUGGUAAGAAAGUAGGACCAAAUUUCAAAAGAUUCAAAACGUAUUUAAACCUAUAAGCCUUCAUUGUUAGAACAUUUUGUUGGAAAAAACUCGAUGCAAUGAGUCAUUAUCGA
This is a messenger RNA of Vigna radiata var. radiata (mung bean), 841 nucleotides long. Its product is annotated as DNA polymerase zeta processivity subunit. Gene Ontology annotation, cellular component: zeta DNA polymerase complex. The record is from RefSeq and is a predicted model, not a curated record. The transcript has 5 exons. Lineage: Eukaryota; Viridiplantae; Streptophyta; Magnoliopsida; Fabales; Fabaceae. Bases 161 to 712 code for a protein of 183 amino acids.